Molecule: messenger RNA, 4257 nt
Organism: Leucoraja erinaceus (little skate)
Lineage: Eukaryota; Metazoa; Chordata; Chondrichthyes; Rajiformes; Rajidae
Gene: brap
Product: BRCA1 associated protein
Exons: 12
Coding region: 112-1914 (600 amino acids)
Biological process (GO): protein ubiquitination; Ras protein signal transduction
Cellular component (GO): cytoplasm
Molecular function (GO): zinc ion binding; nucleic acid binding; ubiquitin protein ligase activity
Source: RefSeq, a predicted model, not a curated record
GCCGGAAGUGCAGGGCCAGUCUCGGUGUAGCCUGGGGCUCCGGGCCGGAUGUUGCCCUUUCCACCGUUCAUUUUAUUUUCAGCCCGGUCAGCAGACCCGCGGGUUUAACAUAUGAGCGUUUCACUGGUCGCCAUACGUCUGGAGCUGGCGAAGCACUCGCACCGUCCCGAGGGCUUCGACUACAGCGCUCUCAGCAUGGCGGAUGAUGAGAGUAAAGAGAAGAGAUCGCUCAGUUCGGCAAAGCGCUUGCUGGACGGUAAAACAACUGGGGAAAAAUCCACCAUCUUGCAUCAACAUAUUGGCCGUCGAGAGAUGAGAGACAUGGUCAUUGAAACCAUCACCUCCAGCAAAGACAAAGAUGCUGUGGAAUCUGAACUGAAGCCUGAUCAAAUGACGACAAAUGGUACUGACCUUGUGGAGAAAGGAAGCGUCAUUGAUCCAAAUGACAACAGUAAAUUGUGCAAGGAUCAGAGUGGGAAUGCUCCAGACUCUCCAUCGAAACAGCUGCCUGACCAAAUUUCAUUUUUUAGUGGAAAUUCAUCAGUUGAAGUAGUACAUGGAAUCAUGCACCUGUACAAAACUGACAAGAUGACUUCCCUAAAAGAAGACGUGAGGCGCAGUGCCAUGUUGUGUAUCCUAACUGUUCCAGCCACCAUGACCAGCCAUGAUCUUAUGAGGUUUGUUGCACCAUUUGAUGAUUCGAUUGAGCACAUGAAAAUAAUAAGAGAUUCCACCCCAAACCAGUAUAUGGUUCUUGUUAAAUUUUGUUCCCAGGCAGAAGCAGACAGUUUUUACACGGCCUGUAAUGGUCGGCAAUUCAAUUCUAUCGAGGAGGAUGUAUGUCAGCUGGUGUAUGUGGAAAGGGCUGAAGUGAUCAAAUCUGAGGAUGGAGCAAGUCUUCCUGUAAUGGGGGUUACUGAGCUACCGCCGUGCAUCGUGUGCUUGGAAAGAAUGGACGAGUCUGUAAAUGGGGUUCUGACAAUACUCUGUAAUCACAGCUUUCACAGUCAUUGCUUGCAACACUGGGAAGACACAACGUGUCCAGUUUGCAGGUACUGUCAGACUCCAGAGCCGGUUGAAGAAAAUAAAUGCUUUGAAUGUGGAGUUCAAGAGAAUCUGUGGAUUUGUUUGAUAUGCGGACACAUUGGAUGUGGUCGAUAUGUCAGUCGUCAUGCAUAUAAGCAUUUUGAAGAGACACAACAUACAUAUGCCAUGCAGCUCACCAAUCACAGAGUCUGGGACUACGCAGGAGAUAAUUAUGUUCAUCGCUUGGUGGCCAGUAAAACAGAUGGAAAAAUUGUACAGUAUGAAUGCGAGGGUGACACAUGUCAGGAUGAGAAAAUUGAUGCUCUUCAACUAGAAUAUUCAUACCUCCUGACCAGUCAGUUGGAAUCUCAACGAAUCUACUGGGAAAACAAGAUAGUCCAUUUGGAAAAGGAUGCAGCAGAGGAGAUCAACAACAUGAAAACAAAAUUCAAAGAAACCAUUGAAAAAUGUGACAGUUUGGAACAGAAACUGAAUGAACUCAUAAAAGACAAACAAGCUCUCGAAAGAAAGUGUUCUCAGCUGAACAACAGAGUUUUGAAAUUGGGCACAGAACUGAAAGAAGAGCAAGAAAUGAACAAGUACUUGCGAACUAAUCAGAUCCAGCUGCAAACCAAGCUGAAAGAAGAGGAGAAGAAGUUGAAGGACACCUGUGAUGAGAAAGACCGGCAGAUUACAGAGGUGCAGGAACAAUUGCGAGAUGUCAUGUUUUACCUGGAGGCUCGGCAGAAAAUCAACGAAAUGCCAGCAGAUACAAGGCAGGAGAUCCAGGAGGGGCAGAUAAAUAUCGCUGUGGCAUCUGCUGCACCAUCACCUGGAGCCAUAACCAAACAGACCUCCAGGAGAGGAAGAGGCAAAAGAAACAAAUAGUUGGGCUUUCUCAUAUUUGAAAGGGGAAGGAAAAAAAAAAGCAAAAAAAAAAAAAAAAAAAGCCUCUUUGGAGGUGUGUGUAUAUUUGCUUAUUUUCAAUGCUGACAUCCAUAUGUGUUAUUGUUGAUUCAAAAUUUAAGAAUUGCCAGUUUUUAUGGCAGUCAGCCUAUAUUCUGCACUGCAGAAAAAAAAUAUUUAAUACAGCAUUAUUGAUUUGUAUUUGCUGGUAUUAGAGCUUAAGUGUAUAAAGCUGUAUAAUUGAUACUUUAUUAAUCCAUUCAACCCACUCAUAGAAUGAAUAAUUCACAAUAGUUUACUACUCAUUAACAUUAAAUCUAUCGGCCUGCCUACUUUCCAAUGUGAAAUGUACAACAUUCUCAUAUCUUGCAUAUUUGUAACUUGGGCCUUUUGGCUUAUAGGCUGUAUGGUUUAAGUAGGAGCAGCAAUAUAGUUGACACUAAACUUGUUAAGUUCUGCACACCCAAACAAAACAAAAUCCAAGUGUUUCUGCAUUACCUUUUUUUGUGGAUUGGGAAUUUUAACGGGUCAUCUUGAAUCUCACCACAAUUAGCAUGUUGUUCAUUUUGUAAUAUAGCACUUGACAAAUGUCUAACUGAAAUUAACCUGGUAUAUUUAAAUUUAAGACCAAUUGAGAAAUGUAACUACAAUUUAAAUGAUCUGUGGAAUGCCUCUAAGAUGGACAAUGGUAAUAAUUAAAUGUAUUGCAUUUAAUGUGCUGCAAUUUGCCUGCAAGUAAGUAAUGUUAGCAAAUGGGCAAAGAGUGGUGAUUUUUUUUUAGCAUUGGAUUUCCUGUGAAAGGAACAAAUGUACAUUUCUGCAUAAAUCAAGUACACUGGCUAUUGCAUUUAAUUCAAUGAAUAGACCUAUCAAGUUAACAUCUAAAAUGUUAUUCUAAGGAAAGCUGACAGCCAUUUUAAAUGCGUAUUGAUGUUUGCAGCAAGGCUUUGUGACAGGAAAGACACUUCUCUUCAUGAAACCCAUAAUGACACCAAAUAAAUUAAAUAUUCCAGUAACAAAGAUGCCUGUCAUUCACGAUUGAUAUAUCGAAGAAUACCUGGUGCUGCUUUACUUAUCAGAGGCUUUUACAAUUUAUUUGCAAAAGAGCGCUCCCAUCAUUUCUAUCCUGAAGCAGCAAUCUAACGGGAAAGCCAUUGAUUUGUGAGAGAUUUUGUUUUAGUUCACCUGAUUUUGUUCUUGUUGACUGGAAUGUAUCUUUAUGUAUCUUUUGUUUGAGUUGAAGUUCUGAGCAGAACCUAUAACAAACUAUGAAGGGAUAGAAACUUGGUAAAUCAGCAAACCAUCUCAGUUGCUUAAGUUACUUCCAUUCUGUGGUUGGGUCAGCAGUAAAUGUAUUUUAGUAAGACAUUUAGAACACUUGUAAGGCUGGAGACAUGCGAAUGUGUAGUGGCUGUUAACAAUCAAAUUUAGAAAGUGAUUAUUAAUAUAUUAUGAUACUUACACAGAGUUGAAGAAACUGAAUUCAUAUACUUUUUUUUGAAUGAACCUUAACUCUUGUUAUUAGCAUCCUUCAGUUAAUGAAGUAUUCUAAAAGAUGUAACUUUACUUCCAUUGUUUGCUGUGUAAAUAUUAUAGUGAUUAAAUAUAAUGUAUGAUGUGUUUGCCGUAGAUUGGUAGAUGUGUGAAUUGCUAAGCGUGAAAAUUGAAGCAAUUUUUCAAAAAAAAGCUAAAAUCUUUGGGAACAUUCACCCAAUUCUCAUAAUAUAAAUGUGUAGGAAAGAAUUGCAGAUGCUGGUUUAAAUCAAAGGUACACAAAAAUGCUGGAGUAAUUCAGCGGGACAUGCAGCAUCUCUGCAGUUUGAAGAAAGGUCUCGACCCGAAAUGUCACCCAUUCCGUCUCUCCAGAGUAACUCCAGCAUUUUGUGUCUACCAUCACAUAAGGUAGUUUUCAAAAAUAUUUUUUUAGAUGUUUGUGACAAAUCUCUGAAGAAAACACAAAUGUAAAUAAUGUACAGCCAAACCAUGUUACUACUUAAUGGAGGUAUAAAUAUAACCAUUUUGUAAAUAACAUUUUAUGCACUCAGUUUUUAGGUGAGGCCAGUUGAAUCUUGAAGUGCAAAAUUAUAUAUUUGGUGUGAAACUUUAAGCAAGAUCAGUGUAUUUUAAUUCUACACCAUUUGGUCCUUUCCACCUAAUUUCAGUAAAGUGAGUAAUAAUGCUGUGAAUUAGGCAGACAGACAUGACUAUUCAGAAUGAACCAAACUAGAUUUCUGUUUGUGGAUAUUGUUGCUGGCUUUGUUGCAGAUCUAGUUCUGAAUAACUUGUAGGAUUGUUUUAACAGAAUAAAAAUUGUUCCACAGCAAA